GUUAGAAUCAAAAUGGUGGCACCACUGUUUUGAUUACGUUUUGAAUUUUUUAAUAUAUUUCCAUUUAUCAGACUAUAAAUAUUUAAAAAAUAUACUUAAAACGUACAUAUUUUAAACAGUUUUUUCGGAAAAACAAAGUUCAUGGUUAAUUAUCUGAGAAAAAGGCGAAAAUAUCACUUUUAAAUUGUUCUAACCUCGAAAAUGUCCCAUCAAACAGGCAUAAAAGCCAACGAUGAAUUAAAAAAGUUCUUUUCGAAAUGCAAAGACGGUCACGUCAGAGUGUUUAAAGUCGCUAUAGAAGAUGAACAAUUGGUCCUAAAACAACACCACAAUCACAAACACAAUUGGGAAAAAGACUUUGAUAAGUAUGUUACGCCUCUCAUCGAGGAGAACCAGCCCUGCUACAUUCUUUACAGGCUGGACAAUAAAAGUUCCUUAGGCUAUGAGUGGCUGUUUAUUAGCUGGUCUCCGGAUACGGCACCAAUUCGCCAGAAAAUGCUUUACGCCUCAACCAAAGCAACAUUAAAACAAGAAUUUGGAAGUGCCCAAAUUAAAGAUGAAUUACAUGGAACAGUACAGAGUGAGGUUACUUUGGACGGUUACAAGAGGCAUAAAAAGAAUGUGGCUGCACCGGCACCUCUUUCAUCCAAAGAGGAAGAAAUGAACGAAAUAAAGAAAAAUGAAGUACAUACAGAUAUCUCCAUAAACACCAAACAACAAACUUUAGGAGGUGUAUCGUUUCCUUUACUUGAAAGUGCUCAACAGGCUGUUAGAGAUAUGUGCAGGGGAUCCUACGACUAUAUUCAAUUUAAAAUAGAUAUUGUUGAGGAGACAAUAAGUUUGGCGACUGCAGAAAAUAUUACUUUGGAAAAGCUUCCUUCUAAAGUUCCUUCAGAUACUGCCCGGUAUCAUUUGUACAAAUUUAAGCACACUCAUGAAGGAGAUUAUACAGAGAGUAUAGUUUUUAUUUACUCCAUGCCUGGAUACAACUGUUCAGUGAAAGAACGAAUGCUCUAUUCGAGUUGCAAAAACCCCCUAACUGAAACCAUCACAAACUUAGGCCUGGAAAUUGCCAAAAAGAUUGAAAUCGAUUCAGGCUCAGAACUGACUGAACAGUUUCUCUAUGACGAAUUGCAUCCCACAAACACGCUGCAUCGCCCCAAAUUUGCCAAACCUAAGGGCCCCCCUGGCAGGGGGCCAAAAAGAAUGACGAAAAAUCAGUAAAACCGUUUUAAAUGCUUCGUUUUUUGGUGUCAAAAAGGCUCAAAUAUUGACCGUAUUCUUGCUAGUAUUAUUUAUGCAUACAGGGUGUCAGUUAUUUUUGAAAACCUGCUUAAUAUUUUCACAAAAUUUUUUCUAUAUCCUGUAUAUUGUGCUAGAUCUAUUAUUGUUCUUUAUUAUUUCCUAUUUUUUUUAUUGAAUAUAUAUGUAUAAUUAUAUUGUCCAAGACAUUUUUUAAUGAUGUAAGAUAAUAAAUUGGCUACAUUUGUUGCUAUA
This is a messenger RNA of Sitophilus oryzae (rice weevil), 1497 nucleotides long. RefSeq names its product twinfilin (gene twf). Gene Ontology annotation, biological process: regulation of lamellipodium assembly; actin filament depolymerization; barbed-end actin filament capping. Gene Ontology annotation, molecular function: actin monomer binding; actin filament binding. Gene Ontology annotation, cellular component: myofibril; actin filament; cytoplasm. Lineage: Eukaryota; Metazoa; Arthropoda; Insecta; Coleoptera; Curculionidae. The record is from RefSeq and is a predicted model, not a curated record. The transcript is spliced from 7 exons. Bases 202 to 1224 code for a protein of 340 amino acids.